Hordeum vulgare subsp. vulgare (domesticated barley) is the source of this 1873-nucleotide messenger RNA. Its product is annotated as probable serine/threonine-protein kinase PBL7. Gene Ontology annotation, biological process: protein phosphorylation. NCBI's taxonomy places the organism in Eukaryota, Viridiplantae, Streptophyta, Magnoliopsida, Poales, Poaceae. The record is from RefSeq and is a predicted model, not a curated record. The coding region runs from base 198 to 1637 and encodes 479 amino acids. The transcript is spliced from 5 exons. Gene Ontology annotation, molecular function: ATP binding; protein kinase activity.
CAGCAGCCAAAAGCAAGGCCGAAACCGCGUCGGCUCACGGAGUCCACCAGCAGUCUCCUCCCCUCCUCCUCCUACCCCCGCCUCCAAGGCCCCUCCGCCCGCCCGCCGACCUGGUCCGCUGGUCUGGGGUGCUCCUGUCCGGCACGAAUCCAGCGGCGUUUGUUGCGGGAAUGCGGGGAGUUCAUUGGUGAGCCGCUAUGGGUUGCUUCCCGUGCUUCGAUUCGAGCUCCGACGGGGAGCUGCUCUACCCCAAGCAGGGCGGCGGCGGCGGCGGCGGCGGCGGAAAUGGCACAGGCGGACGGACUGCGGCUGCGGCAUCGUCCUCCGGCGUCGGCGCCCGCGAGGAGAGACCCAUGGUCCCACCGCGCGUCGAGAAGCUCCCCGCAGGGGCUGAGAAGGCAAGGGCAAAAGGCAAUGCCGGAAUGAAGGAGCUUUCAGAUCUCAGGGAUGCCAAUGGUAAUGUCCUCUCUGCGCAGACGUUCACCUUCCGUCAGCUUACCGCUGCCACGAGGAACUUCAGGGAGGAAUGCUUCAUUGGGGAGGGAGGGUUUGGACGUGUUUACAAGGGCCGUCUUGAUGGAGGCCAGGUUGUUGCUAUAAAGCAGCUCAAUAGGGAUGGAAAUCAAGGAAACAAAGAAUUUCUGGUGGAGGUCCUCAUGCUCAGUUUGCUGCAUCAUCAAAACCUUGUUAAUUUGGUUGGUUAUUGCGCUGAUGGAGAACAACGCCUUCUGGUGUAUGAGUAUAUGCCCCUUGGAUCAUUGGAAGACCAUCUCCAUGAUCUCCCUCCUGAUAAGGAACCGUUGGACUGGAACACUAGGAUGAAAAUCGCAGCUGGUGCUGCUAAAGGGCUGGAGUACCUCCAUGACAAGGCACAACCACCAGUUAUAUAUAGAGAUUUCAAGUCAUCAAAUAUUCUAUUGGGUGACGAUUUCCAUCCAAAGCUGUCAGACUUUGGUCUCGCUAAAUUGGGUCCUGUUGGUGACAAGUCUCAUGUCUCUACACGUGUGAUGGGAACAUAUGGCUACUGUGCUCCAGAAUAUGCUAUGACAGGGCAACUUACAGUCAAGUCAGAUGUCUAUAGCUUUGGAGUGGUGUUGCUUGAGUUGAUUACUGGCCGGAAGGCUAUCGACAGCACCAGACCUCAUGGGGAGCAAAACCUCGUGUCAUGGGCGCGCCCUCUUUUCAAUGACAGGCGGAAGCUCCCAAAGAUGGCUGAUCCAGGGCUUCAGGGACGAUAUCCCAUGCGUGGGCUAUACCAAGCACUUGCUGUGGCGUCAAUGUGUAUUCAGUCAGAGGCUGCUUCGCGACCACUUAUCGCUGAUGUUGUGACUGCUCUUUCGUACCUGGCGUCCCAAAUUUAUGAUCCUAAUGCGAUCCAUGCCUCAAAAAAGGCAGGUGGCGAUCAGCGAAGUAGGGUUUCUGACAGUGGAAGGGCGCUCCUGAAGAAUGAUGAGGCAGGCAGCUCUGGACACAAGUCGGAUCGGGAUGAUUCCCCCAGGGAGCCUCCUCCAGGGAUCCUUAAUGACAGGGAGCGGAUGGUGGCUGAGGCGAAGAUGUGGGGUGCGAACCUGCGGGAGAAGACGCGUGCUGCUGCCAAUGCACAGGGGAGCCUCGAUUCUCCAACUGAAACCGGAUAAGCGGCAGUCAUCAACCUGUGGCAUCGUGUUUUCUCCGAGUCGACUCUGCUUGCUUUCGAUUGGCGGGGAAAGAUGAAUUGGGUGCUUUCUGGUGGUGUUAGAUGUGUACAUUUAUAGGGGCAAAACAAAAACAAAACAAAACAAGAGGAGAAUUGGGUGACUUUGUACUGGAUAUGGUCGUACCUGUAAAUUCUCGGAAAAUUUUGAGACGAUGGAGAACAAAUCUGAAUUGUGUC